Messenger RNA from Arabidopsis arenosa, 1177 nucleotides. Lineage: Eukaryota; Viridiplantae; Streptophyta; Magnoliopsida; Brassicales; Brassicaceae. The record is from the annotation of a GenBank genome assembly.
UCGAUACUUGUUCAUCUUUUAACCGAGUUAGAGUGCUCGGCAAGUAAGCGCAACAUGGAUACGCCAAACGAUUUGAUGAGAGAAGAGAAGAGACCAAAAGUGUCUGAAAAUCACGAUUGGUCCAAACUUUAUCCCGAUCUCUUACGGUCGAUCCUCGAAAGCUUGAACUCUAUUGAUUUUCACCGAGCAAAAACCGUUUGCUCAGAUUGGUAUUCAAUUUGGAAAACAUGCGUGAAGCGUCCUCUUUGUCCAUGGCGGAUCACAUACGUAAAAGAUUCUUUGAUGUUGUUAAAUCCCGGAGAAGACAAGAUUUACAAAGGAACAAACGUUGGACUCUCUAACGACAGCUAUUAUAUGACUAGCUCCGGAAACUGGCUCUUGAUGGUAGAUUCUCAUCUCGGUUUCUACAUUUUUAACCUGUUAACGUACCAAAGAAUCGAUCUUCCAUCUAUGGAGUCUUCAAUUCGCGGUGGGAAUGUGAGAUUCGAGCGGAACCGCGAGGAUGGAUUCAGCGAGUGGGGACACUUUGUUGAUCCAUGUGGUAAGGAUUAUGUGGGGAAAGACAUCAUCAUAUGCCGAAGAUCAGCUGUUUUAUGGAUAGAUGAGAGAACAGGAGAUUAUGUGGUUGCUUGGAUUUUCAAUAAUCAUUACUUGUUCUCAUACAAGAAAGGAGAUGAUUCAUGGUGGAACUGGAAUGACCAUUUGAAUAUGGAAAGCCUAAAUUUAAGUUUUUUGGAUUUGGCUUAUAGAAACAGCAAGCUUUAUCUCUAUACUACCAAAGGUCACAUCAAAAUUGUUGAUUUCUCUAGAAAUGAUCCCAUAGAAGUAAUCGAAAAAAAUCUGUAUUGGGAACAUCCUUUUCAAUACUUUACAAAAGAAGGGAAAAAUAUUUGUAAGACGAGAAUGGCGAUUUAGAAAUCAGGAGAGGUUUUGAUUAUCCUGAGUGUAUUGAGUCUAAUAACGAAAAGGAAACUUUUGUUUUACAUCUUUAAGAUGAAUCUUGAGAGUAACAUAUGGGAAAGAGUAGAAUCUAUUGGAGAUGAUGAGAUGUUGAUCUUUGGUCAUGGGGUUACAAUAAGAGCACCGGUUCAAGAUGUUGGUGAUGGAAUCAAGAGUGGUUCAAUCUGUUUCGUUAGAGAUGACUUUCAGUUACGGCCAAUAUAUUAUCCUGCUUUUU